AUGGCAUCCGUCAACGGCGAAGCAGGUCCUCCUCCGCCCGAUCCCGAGAAUCCCACCCUGCGCACGAGAUGGGCUACUCGCAAAAUGACGAUCAAGAGCAGUAGCAAGAAGAGGCUCUCUCUAAUGAACCGCGCCCACCACAAGAAGAAGAACAGUGAAAAGAGUCGCAGCUCAGGCGGCGGCGACUCGUUACAGACAGAUCACACGGCUGCCGAGCAGGACGACGGCCAUGGCGGUCGUAAAUUAUUCUUCAACCUCCCUUUGCCCCCGGAACUCAAGGAUGAGGAGGGCCAUCCCUCACAGCACUUCACGAGGAACAAGAUUCGCACCGCCAAGUAUACACCCCUUAGCUUUGUUCCGAAAAACUUGUGGUUCCAGUUUCAAAACAUUGCCAACGUUUUUUUCCUUUUCCUCGUUAUCUUGGUGUUCUUCCCCAUCUUCGGAGGUGAAAACCCAGGCCUUAGCGCGGUGCCCUUGAUUUUCAUCGUCACCGUCACUGCAAUCAAAGAUGCAAUUGAAGACUACCGUCGAACCGCACUCGAUAUCGAGCUCAAUAACGCUCCCGUCCACCGUCUGCGAGGAUGGGACAACGUCAACGUGGAGGAGGACAACAUUUCUCUGUGGCGACGCAUCAAGAAGGCCAAUUCUCGUUUCUUCGGCAUGAUCUGGCACACUAUCGAGAGUCUCUGGUCCAAGAAGGCGAGGGAGGAAAUGGCGAGACGCAGAGCUCCGCAAGCAUCAGCAGACGCGCCACGACCAUCGAUCGAAACCCACGCACCACGCGAUUCCUACCACUCACCCAGAUCCGCUCGGGAUUCCUUCGUUUCUGCUAGGGAGGACAUCCAAAUGACGCCUGUUCCUUCUCCUCAGCCGCGCCAAAAUCUCGACGUACCGAAGCCCGAGGACCACCUUCGAGCGAGGGAGAUGAUGCAACGCAAGGGCGAUGUUUUGAACCGUAAUCUGCCCACAAAGGGCGAAGCUCGAUUCCACAAGGACGCUUGGAAGGACCUCAGGGUCGGAGAUUUCGUGAGAAUUUACAACGACGAUGAACUUCCCGCCGACAUCAUCGUUUUGUCAACCUCGGACCCCGACGGAGCCUGUUACGUCGAGACCAAAAACCUCGAUGGUGAGACCAACCUCAAGGUUCGACAGGCACUUCGUUGCGGCAAGUCGCUCAAGCACGCCCGCGACUGUGAACGGGCCCAAUUCUGGAUCGAGAGCGAGCCUCCUCAACCUAACCUUUACAAGUACAACGGUGCUAUCAGAUGGCAUCAGACCUUCGACGGUGACACGGAACCCGAGCUCAUGACCGAGCCCAUGACCAUUGACAACAUGCUUCUUCGAGGAUGCAAUUUGAGGAACACCGAAUGGGCCCUCGGCGUCGUCGUUUUCACGGGACACGACACCAAGAUCAUGAUCAAUUCUGGUAUUACACCCAGUAAGCGCCCCAGAAUUGCGCGCGAGAUGAACUUCAACGUCAUUUGCAACUUCGGCAUCUUGUUCCUCUUGUGUUUGUUGUCGGCCCUUAUCAACGGUGCUGCCUGGGCAAAGACCGACGCCUCUUUGUAUUUCUUCGACUUCGGAUCCAUAGGAGGCAGUGCGCCCAUGUCGGGCUUCAUUACCUUCUUCGCCGCCAUCAUUGUGUUCCAGAACCUGAUUCCUAUCGCUCUCUACAUCACCCUCGAAAUUGUCCGACUACUCCAGGCUAUCUUUAUCUACAGCGACAUCGAGAUGUAUUAUGAGAAGCUCGACCAACCCUGCAUUCCGAAGUCUUGGAAUAUUUCCGACGAUGUUGGCCAGAUCGAAUACAUCUUUUCCGACAAGACUGGCACGCUGACCCAGAAUGUCAUGGAAUUCAAGAAGGCAACUAUCAAUGGCCAGCCAUAUGGAGAGGCAUACACAGAGGCACAGGCUGGAAUGCAAAAACGAUUGGGCGUAGAUGUGGAAAAGCAGGCUGCUGAAGCUCGAGCCGAGAUUGCGGACGCCAAAAUCCGAGCUGUCGACAGUCUCAGGAACCUCCACGACAACCCGUACUUGCACGACGACGAUGUUACAUUUAUCGCUCCUGACUACGUUUCCGACCUGGCCGGCGACUCGGGAGAAGAGCAACAGAUGGCCAACGAACACUUUAUGCUCUGCCUCGCCCUUUGCCACACUGUCAUCGCCGAAAAGGUACCCGGUUCACCUCCGAAAAUGAUUUUUAAGGCUCAGUCUCCCGAUGAGGCCGCUCUGGUCGCCACGGCUCGCGACAUGGGCUUCACCGUUUUGGGCAGUACCUCCGAGGGCAUCAAUCUCAAUGUGAUGGGCGUCGAUCGUCACUAUCCUAUUCUUAACACCAUCGAAUUCAACUCGAGCAGAAAGCGAAUGAGUGCCAUUGUGCGCAUGCCCGACGACCGCAUUCUUCUCAUCUGCAAGGGUGCGGACAGUAUCAUCUACUCGCGCCUCAAGCGAGGUGAGCAGCAAGAAUUGCGUAAGAUUACCGCUGAGCACCUUGAAAUGUUCGCCCGCGAGGGUCUGCGGACGCUUUGCAUUGCUCAGCGUGAGCUCACCGAGGAUCAAUAUCAAAAGUGGCAAAAGGAGUAUAACGCUGCGGCAUCCGCUUUGGAAAACCGUGAGGAGAAGAUGGAGGAGGUUGCCGACCAGCUUGAGCGUGAUCUGACCUUGCUUGGAGGCACGGCGAUCGAGGACAGGUUACAAGACGGUGUUCCUGACACCAUUGAACUGCUCGGCGACGCUGGUAUCAAGCUGUGGGUUCUCACUGGCGACAAGGUCGAGACCGCUAUCAACAUCGGCUUCUCAUGCAACCUUUUGAGCAACGACAUGGAAUUGAUUCAUCUCAAGGUUGAGGAGGAUGAGACCGGCGAGACACCUGAUCACCACUUCCUUGGUCAACUUGAACAGGAGCUCGACAAGUAUCUGGAAGUCUUCGGCAUGAAGGGCGACGACGACGACCUUGCCAAGGCGAAGAAGAACCACGAACCACCUGGCCCGACCCACGGUCUCGUCAUCGAUGGCUUUACGCUGAAGUGGGUUCUCCAUGAUGCUUUGAAGCAGAAAUUCCUACUUCUCUGCAAGCAAUGCAGAUCAGUCCUCUGCUGCCGUGUGAGCCCUGCCCAGAAGGCCGCCGUCGUCUCUAUGGUGAAGCACGGCCUCAACGUCAUGACACUGUCCAUUGGAGACGGAGCCAACGACGUCGCCAUGAUCCAAGAGGCGGACGUGGGUGUUGGUAUUGCUGGCGAAGAAGGUCGACAAGCCGUUAUGUCAUCGGAUUACGCCAUUGCCCAGUUCCGCUUCCUUCAACGCUUGGUUCUCGUCCACGGCCGUUGGUCGUACCGCCGCCUGGGAGAAACUGUCGCCAACUUCUUCUACAAGAACGUCGUGUGGGUUUUGGGUAUCUUCUGGUACCAGAUUUACUGCGACUUCGAUGUUACGUACAUCUACGAGUACACUUACAUUCUCACCUUCAACCUUCUCUUCACCUCAGUUCCGGUCGUCAUUAUGGGUGUGUUGGAUCAGGACGUUUCAGACAAGGUCUCUCUGGCCGUGCCUCAGCUCUACCGCCGAGGCAUUGAGCGUUUGGAAUGGACGCAGACCAAAUUCUGGAUGUACAUGCUUGAUGGCGUUUACCAAUCUGUCAUGGUAUUCUACAUUCCAUACCUCACGGUGGUAGGCACCAGCUUCGUCACCAAGAACGGCUUGAACAUCGAGGACCGGACAAGACUCGGCGCAUAUAUCGCACACCCUGCCGUCGUCACAAUCAACGCCUACACCAUCAUGAAUACUUACCGUUGGGAUUGGGUUAUGAUCCUUAUCGUCGUUCUCAGUGACUUGAUGAUCUUUAUCGUCACUGGCAUCUACACCGCCACGGAGUCAUCGAUGUUCUUCUAUCAGGCUGCCCCCCAGAUCUAUGCUCAGGCGUCCUUCUGGGCAGUCUUCUUCAUCGUUCCCGUCAUCUGCCUGUUCCCCCGAUUCGCGAUCAAGGCGAUCCAGAAGGUCUACUUCCCUUACGACGUCGACAUCAUCCGUGAGCAAGAGCGGCAAGGCAAGUUCUCCCGUCUCACACAGGGAGACGAGGCAACGGUUGUUGGAGAAGAAGCGGCGAGCAAGACGCCGUCAAACUCGUCAGUUAGCUCGCGUAAGGGUAAGCACAUACACUACGCCAGUGUGGAUGAAGACAGAAGGCCAAUCUAUCCACCUUCAGUUGCAACACACACGACGCACAACCCACGGAGUCAAAACGGAAGCGACGGGACCAAUUACACGGGUCAUCGGCAGUCGAUGGACAUGGUGCAAACGCAAUCGCUCGAUAUGACACCACCGAUGCGGCCCUCAUUCGAUCGAGUACGCCCCUCUUACGAUCGAGCCCGACCGUCCUACGACCGAAUGCGAUCUUCGAUGGAUCGCACCCGGGCGAGCUUCGAGGCGAGCAGCGAUUUCACCUCGGCGGCUCGUCUCUCACGAAUAGAGUCUAGCCAAUCAUACAGCGACCGAUUCCAUCCGAGACGGCUCAGAGGUCUGUCGUUGACAAAGAGCAACAACAUAUAG
This is a messenger RNA of Colletotrichum gloeosporioides, 4545 nucleotides long. RefSeq names its product Phospholipid-transporting ATPase DNF1. Gene Ontology annotation, cellular component: plasma membrane. The transcript has 3 exons. The record is from RefSeq and is a predicted model, not a curated record. Gene Ontology annotation, biological process: phospholipid translocation. Bases 1 to 4545 code for a protein of 1514 amino acids. Gene Ontology annotation, molecular function: magnesium ion binding; ATP hydrolysis activity; ATPase-coupled intramembrane lipid carrier activity. NCBI's taxonomy places the organism in Eukaryota, Fungi, Ascomycota, Sordariomycetes, Glomerellales, Glomerellaceae.